AUGAGUCGCAGCCGGGCAAGCAAAAAAGGAGCCAAGGCGCGCAAAACAAGUCAGCAAGUCAGCAAAAAACAUGGCAAAUCUCAAAAGGGAGGAAAGCAUUCUCAGAAAUUCUUGAGCAGACGAAAAUCCUCAAUUACGACAGAAAAAUUCCUGACGAUGAUGAAAGGAGACGAGUUGCUCAAAAGAUCUGUCGAAAUUCUUUCCAGUGCCGAGCGAAAACGACGGGCAGAUCAAGCUCUGGCUGAAAAGCUCGAAAAAGCGAGGAUUCAAGAGCAAGAAAAAGCAAGACAAGUUAAACUUGCUGAAAAAUCCGCCGAGAAAAUAAGCAAAGAUCUCGCCAAGCUCAGAGAGGAAAUGAAAAAACGAUACAAACAGUUGAAAAAGCAAGGAAAAGUUUAA
This is a messenger RNA of Oikopleura dioica, 399 nucleotides long. The record is from the annotation of a GenBank genome assembly. NCBI's taxonomy places the organism in Eukaryota, Metazoa, Chordata, Appendicularia, Copelata, Oikopleuridae.